CUAGGGUUCCUUCCACCAAGAGAGCAAAGGGGAUCGGGAGUCAGUUAUGCGCCGCCGCCUGCCGUGCGCCCAUCUCCACCAUCUCGCCGUCGCCGUCGCCGUCGGAUGCCUCGAAUGAGGAUCCUCCGGUGCUUGAGCAGAGGCGCCCAAAUAAGCAGCUCCCCCUUUGGGAGCUUGCAGCCCCCAAUCGAGGCAGCAGCAGCAGCUCCUCUCCGAGCUGCGACCGGCAAUCGAAGCAAUCAGGCGGCUCCUCUCCGAGCCGCAAUCCGCAAUCGAAGCAGCUCCCUUUUUAGUGGCUAAUCCGGAAGCAAAGCAGUCCUUUCCGGAUUACAGUCAGAAACAGGCCCUCUUUCGAAUUCAGUCUCCGAGUUUCCAUUGCCGGCGGGAACCUAGCUGAUAUAUACUGUAUAUAUCUGGCCUGGCGACAACCGCGGUACCCGCCAACAUCCUGAGGAGACCAAGUCGCGGCAACUCGUGAGCCUUCAGCUUGCCGAAUUUCGGAGGAGACUUGCAAAAUCCAUCCGAAUUCCGGCGAUGUCGAGCUCUCUUCGACGGCCAGCGGCUGCCAGACCCAUCUCCAAACCAUCCGCCAAGGGCCUCAACAGCCAUAACCGAUGGUCCUCUCUAGCCAAUCUGGCUGAGGAAGAAGAUGAAUCGGACCGGCUCAGCAAUUUGCCUGAGGGCGUGUUGCUCGAUAUUUUAGGGCGACUUGACAUCGCAGAUGCUGCUAGAACUAGAAUCCUCGCCAGACGGUGGAAGGAGAUUCCUACCAUGCUCUCCAAUUAUUUUAUAACAGUUGGUUCGUAUGACGAUGAGCACAAUAGAGGGUUGACCUGUGAUGAUGUAGCUCGGGCCAAUGCCACCGUCCUUGGAGCAACCAGGAGCUUGCUGGAAAGCAGGACUAGUACAAGCCUAUGCACCUCCAUUAAGCUCCUGCGCGUGCAAUUCUUCUUGGGAGAUGGAGAUGUUACUAGUAUCGGCCAGUCUCUUGCCAACACCAUGGCAAUGAACAAGGUUGGGUCAGCGGAAUUAACUCUCUUUACAAUGAAGGAAAGCACACGAUGCAGAAAGGACAAUGUUGUCACUUAUGGGAUGCAGUUUAAGUCAUUUUUUGACGCCUGUCCAAAGGCAUUCAGUGGUCUGGCAAGACUCAAGCUAGAAAAUUUGAGGCUAGCUGAAUCAUCGGGCUUCCCUGAAAUUCUCAGUGUAUGCAAGCAACUGGAGUUCCUCCGCCUGUAUAACUGCGACAUGGGGUACCUUUCUUUGCUAGAAGUGUCACACCCACUACUCUGUGAACUCGAGAUUGUCAAGUGUGAUUUUGAGAGGGUUGAUCUCGUGUGGCUACCAAAGCUCACAGUGCUGACUUAUUCUUGGUGGGUCUGUGAGCAUGAUCCUUUGUCUUUUGAUUAUGUCCCACUGCUCCAGACUCUGAGCCUCACCAGUAUGGCUCUUGCACGGCACAAGGUGCUCAAGUUAAGUGACUUCCUUGGCAAAGCCACCGUAAGCGACCUGCAUCUAAAUUUUCUGUGUGAAAAGAUCUGGGUUAAACCAGAAGAACCAGAUCAAUUGUUGCAGGUGUUCCACAAAUUAAGGCAUGUGACUUUGACCCACAUCUCUGAAGAAUGCGAUCUGAAUUGGACAAUGUUCAUUCUCCAAGGUGCACCGUACCUUGAGGAGCUAUGCAUCAAGGUGUGGGAUCAUCCAUGUGAUAUUAUAGAGGAUGAGAGGCUUAGGAAGAUGUAUGGGUUUAGCGAGGACAAGAAGGACGCAUGUGCAGUGUGGGAAGCGCCUGCAGAUUUCAAGCACCACAAUUUGUCUGUGCUCAGGGUCUUUGGGUUUCAGUGCGAGGAGAGGUUUGUGAAUUUCGUCAAAAGUGUCAUGGAAGCAUCGGUCGCUCUGCAGGACAUAUACUUGUGUGAGACGCCGGUGUGUGCGGACUGUGAGCACAUGAGGCAGAAUGACAGAUACCCGCGGACAAGCAAGCUUAGGACCAUGCUUAGGAACAUAUUUGACAGGGGGAUGUGCUCGCCUCUGAGGAUUCAUUUCCCACUUUCAAGAACAAACUGAAGGGCUCCCUAAUUGCAUUGCUGACUGAAACGCAGAAGGAAGGCAAACGAUGCAGAAAGGACGAUGUUCUCACAUAUGGGAUGCAGUUUAAGAAAUUUCUUGAUGCCCGUCCAA
Molecule: messenger RNA, 2181 nt
Organism: Triticum aestivum (bread wheat)
Lineage: Eukaryota; Viridiplantae; Streptophyta; Magnoliopsida; Poales; Poaceae
Exons: 4
Coding region: 535-2067 (510 amino acids)
Molecular function (GO): protein binding
Source: RefSeq, a predicted model, not a curated record